Molecule: messenger RNA, 2865 nt
Organism: Dermacentor andersoni
Lineage: Eukaryota; Metazoa; Arthropoda; Arachnida; Ixodida; Ixodidae
Source: RefSeq, a predicted model, not a curated record
UCAUCAUCGGGACCUACUUGCGUUUGUGGUUGUAGCAUCUAUAGUGGCGUCUGUUUUCAAAUCCUUGUAGUUGUGGUAAAUUGGACAGCCUAAUGUUCUUGGCUUUAAUUCGCAGUGUAGAUAAGCUGUAGGAGACAAUUUGACAUGUAUUUUUGUAUGAAAUGAGUUUAACCUUAUAGUUACGUGUUUCUGGGCUGCACGCACUGCACGUUCGUGGAACGCUCGGCUGCACUGCGCGUGCCUGUUGGGCUUCUGCGAACGGCAGCGCUUGAAACCACUGACGAUCUUCACUUGGGCUGCCUUGUAUACCUGUAGGUUUCGCAAGAUCAUGUGGGCUUCCACUCCUCUGUCUGAAGGCCGUGCUUUGCCUUCAUCAUUGCUGGCUAAUCAACCAAGGUCAUCCAAAACCAAGCACAGUAGCAACUAUGGCUUUAAAAAAAUGACUUCUUUGUCAAAUUUGCAACAUCCAUUCCAGUAUUGGACACCUGCUGGAAAGGACGGGCUUGCACACACUGGACAUGCUGACUCACGGCCUGGCCUCUUUAGGACUCCAUCCUCAAUUAGGUCACCAUCAUCUUUCGACGCCAAGAUGAAGACUACCCCAGAAAAGAGCAUGUCUAGCGUUUCUGGAUUUCAGAUGGCAUUGGCUACAGGCAAUGGAGUGAGUACACCAUGUCAUUCUGAGACAGCAGGAGACUCUUCCAGUGGCCAUUCAAGGACUCCAGAGCCACCUUCUCCAGUUAACCCGCCUUCACAGUCCAGUCUGCAGUGGCUGCGGGGUUCUCUCGAAAAAAACUCGGCCAGCCUGUCUAGGCUCAAGGCAUCUGUUGCUGCUGUUGCUAGCUUCACACCUCAACCGUCGCCUGUUUCGGUCCUUGGACCGUGCUCUGACGCUACUGGACCCAAGCUUUCAAGUCAUUCAAGUAUACGGGGCUCUAAAGGUACUGGACCAAGAUUUUCUUCAAAGAACUUAACGACUCCCCCAUUAUUUCGCAAAUGCAAGGAUGAUCCACAACUUUUCAACCUGCGAUUGCAGCUCAGUGAUGACAGUGAUGACGAAAAAGAGCCUGGCUCGCAGCCUGUGGCUUCUGCGCAGCAGAAGAGUCAUGGUCCCAAGCGCUAUCCUUCCACGUGCACCCAAUACAAAGAGUGCCCUCCCAGUACUCUUCCACAGAGCUCGGUUCACAAUAGGACUCCUGCUAAGGUGCCCAUCUCUGGCUUGAGCAUAAAUGGUGCACACUCGGGACAACCACGGCAGCUGCAACAGCAGCACUCUUUGAAGAGGGGAUGCCUGCCUCCUAAAGCGCUGCAUAGUGCAAAGGCUGACGCCUUGCUUCCAUGCAGACUUACACCUUCAAAGAAUCAGCCUGGUAACACUUAUGGUAGAGGGCUGCCUGUCAAAGAUGCGGUCUCAGAUGGGAAAUGCUGCCAUGCAGUCCUCGAGGAAAAUGAUGGUGUCCUGCACAACAAUCAGCCUGAUGAUCAGCAGGCAUUAGAAGUGCCUUUGCACUCGAAGAAGAGGAGCCUGCUGAGUGUGCUGCUUGAUGUGCAGCCCCCUGUGGAACAUUUCUACAUUGAAGUAAACCGCAAAAAGUAUCACAUGCUGAGUGUCAUUGGCAAAGGCGGAUCAAGCAAGGUGUUCAUGAUGUUCAACCACCGAAAGGAGCUGUGUGCCGUAAAGCUGGUGAGCUUGGCAAAUGUGCAGCCAAGUGUGAUGCAGGCUUACAUGCAAGAAGUGGCUAUUCUUAAAGCACUGCGAUCCUGCGGCCGUGUGGUUCGUCUUUAUGACUGUGAACUCAACACAAAGGACAAAGUGCUGGCCUUGGUGAUGGAAAAGGGUGACCAGGACCUUGCAACUGUGCUCACGAACAGGCAAGGUGACCUCGGUCCAGUCACCAUCAAGUUCUACUGGUCGGAGAUGCUGCAGGCUGUCAAGGAAAUACAUCAAAAACGUGUGAUACACUCUGACCUGAAGCCAGCCAACUUCCUCUUCGUGGCGGGGAAGCUGAAGUUGAUAGAUUUUGGUAUCGCUGCCACAAUGCAAGAGGAUGUUACUAGUGUUUACAAAGAGUCACCGAUGGGCACAUUGAACUUCAUGUCCCCAGAGUCCAUCCAGUACACCUGCCAUAAUAAAGGAAAGGACUACCUCAAGAUAGGUCUCAAGUCAGAUGUAUGGUCACUAGGCUGCAUCCUGUACAACCUUGUCUAUGGGAGGACUCCCUUCCAACACAUCUCUGGGACUCACGCCAAGCUGCUGGCCAUUGCCGACAAAAAUCAAGUCAUUGAAUUCCCUGAUGUCUCUGAUCCUCACCUUAUGGAUGUUCUCAAGAGAUGCUUGCGCUAUGCACCUGAGCAGAGGCCUUCAAUAUCAGAGUUGCUUGCCCAUCCAUACCUUGCAGAAGAAAACGUAUCAUUGGCACUCAAGCAGUGCAAGAACCCACACCUCCAGUCACUGUUUAGUGAAAUUGAGAACUUGUCCCCUGCAAGUGUGAAAAAAAUGAAGGAGGUGCUGAAAUCGCUGAGGAAAGACAAGCCUUGACUUCAUGGCACUGUCUCAGAUUUGCCAGAAUUGCUGUGAAGGCUUAAAUAGUCUAAUACAGCUCUAUUCGCAAUGAAAAACCACUGCAUGUAACUUCCAAAUUAUCUGUAACAUGAUGUUUGUGAAUGCAAAACAUGCUACGUUCAAGUCCUUUAUGUGCGUGUGUGUAUGUGUGUGUAUGUGUCACAGAAAGCUUGAUCAACAGCCACAUCAUGGUACAUCCCUGUCAACGACUGCAACAUGAAGUCUGUAAUUUUACUGUUUUUACCUUUUGACCUUCCAUAGUGGACUGAGUGAAAUGAAAAAUAAAAUUUUAGCUACAGUUA